Messenger RNA from Lindgomyces ingoldianus, 558 nucleotides. RefSeq lists its product as uncharacterized. NCBI's taxonomy places the organism in Eukaryota, Fungi, Ascomycota, Dothideomycetes, Pleosporales, Lindgomycetaceae. The record is from RefSeq and is a predicted model, not a curated record. The coding region runs from base 1 to 558 and encodes 185 amino acids. The transcript is spliced from 5 exons.
AUGUCUUGUUCAUUUUGGGCGCCGUUUGCUUUGAUGAAUCGAGAGGGAAACCUGCUCUGCCUCAACAUUGAUGGUGUCUUCGUCGAAUGUGACGCUCUUUUCUCUCAUUACUUUUGUUUUCUUGGAAGUUCUUAUAAACGGCAUACCAGGUUUGAGGGAGCAUUUGCAAGGAAACCAUCGUUGUUGGUAGGGAAUCAGAUCAAACGAUUCUGGAGCCGUUUGGGGAUGGCAAGGAAAGCAAUGAAUACUUAUUUGCGCCAUUCUAAGCGAAGCUGUAGAGCAGGACUUCCCCACGAAAUCCUACAUUGUAGGAGAGUAAAUUUGACGAAGAUUCGAGCGCGAUGCUGGCCAAGACGCUUGCUAAUUGAUAGAAAUAUGAAGUUAUUGUACGUUGUGGCGUUGGUUGCUGAUUGGGAACUCCGUGCUUUUCAACGCGCAAACACACCAGCAGCUAUAACGUCACCAGCCAAAAGUACAAUGUAUGGGAACUUGGCCACAUGUUAUAGCAGACUCGAUUUUACCGCGACAGAGUAUUCAAAAGAAUCGAAUUUGGCCUAA